Molecule: messenger RNA, 274 nt
Organism: Staurois parvus
Lineage: Eukaryota; Metazoa; Chordata; Amphibia; Anura; Ranidae
Source: the annotation of a GenBank genome assembly
UACAUGUGACCAGGGCCGGACUGACCAUUUGGAAACUCGGGCACUGCCCGAGGGCUCGGGGUCUGUAGGGGGCCCCAUGAGAUGCCCCUGGUAUCUUUUUCAUAGGCUUUUUUGAGUUUGGGCAAGGACACAGGGGCCCCAUGAUCCCCUAUUGCCCGGGGGCCCCAUGAGUUGUUCGUCUGCCCCUGCAUCAGUGCCUCCUCAUCAGUACCUAUCAGUGCAGCCUAUCAGUGCCGCCUCACCAGUGCCCAUCAGUGCUGCCUACCAGUACUCA